GGUGAUGAACUCGCUUUUAUUUUCCAUCUACGGAGGAGGCGUUCAAAAGUUUUGUCCUGCCAAGAAUGCCAAGUGCCUUUCUAGUUCAAACGAUGGCACCGAACACGGAUAUCUCGACGAGGGCCCUGAUUGUGGCCCUCAAAUCUCCGACUGGAGGAAAGACUUCAGCGGAAGUUGCUGAGAAAACUGGCCUGUCAACCCGACAGGUCAACCGGAUAUAUGCUCGCGCAAUUGAGCGUGGGUUUGACCCCAACCAUAUGCCACUCACCUUACGAGAUGAGUGGUUACAGGACGCUCCCCGGUCUGGCCGCCCGACAAAACAAACAGCUGAAGCGACAGAGGGAGUUGUCGCAAAGCUUGCAAGGUAUCGACAUCUCUGCCACGACAACAUGGAGGGUUUUAAGGACUGCUGGCUUCCGGAAAACGAAACCGACGAGGAAGCCUGGGUUGACGAAGAAGAUGAGGGCGGAGAGAUUAAAAUGGUGCCUCGACCAUCAGCACUGGACACUCGAGGAUUGGAAAAAUGUAAUAUGGUCAGACGAGACAUCUGUGGUACUAAACCAUAGACGGGGAGGUUAUCGGAUAUGGAGAAAGGCAGACGAGGCAUUUUUACGGAGUUGCAUUAGGGAACGGUGGAAAGGAUACUCAGAAUUUAUGUUUUGGGGAUGUUUUACUUACAACAAGAAAGGGCCAUGUCAUUGUUGGAUCCCAGAGACAAAAAAUAAAAAAGAACGAGACGCUACAGAAGUUGAAAUACAUGGAAUGAAUGAAGAGUUAGAACCAAUUUUACGUGAAGAAUGGGAAUUAUCAAAUGGGAUACGCCGAAUGUCUCUUUGCAAUCUUCCUAGUAUAAAGCCGCUAUGGAGAUGGAAUAAAAAGAAUGGGAAGUUGAGCCGUGAGAAACAAGGAGGGGAGAUAGAUUGGUACCGGUAUCAGAAAAAGAUUCUGAUACCAAAGAUGUUCCCAUUCGCAAGGGAAUGCAUGGUAGACCGUCCGGAUACUAUAUGUACAAGAAGACAACGCUCCAUCACACAAUCAUUACAUUCAGCAGCGAGUAUUUCAAUUACAUGACAUUAAUCGCCUCUUCUGGUGCGCCAACUCUCCAGAUUUAAAUGUCAUCGAGCCCUGUUGGCCAUGGAUGAAAAGGAGGACUACAAGGAAGGGGGCACCAAAAAGUCGACUAGACGCGAUGCGAGCUUGGGAGACCUGUUGGGAAGAUCUCCCUCAGUCGCAAAUCCAAGCCUGGGUCGAGAGGAUUCCUCGACAUAUCCAGAAAGUCAUCGAGCUAGAAGGCGGAAAUGAGUACAAGGAGGGGCGAGAAGAACACUGAUUUCAUAACUAUGUACAUAACUAAAU
Molecule: messenger RNA, 1356 nt
Organism: Pseudogymnoascus destructans
Lineage: Eukaryota; Fungi; Ascomycota; Leotiomycetes; Thelebolales; Thelebolaceae
Exons: 3
Coding region: 220-1071 (283 amino acids)
Biological process (GO): DNA transposition; DNA integration
Molecular function (GO): DNA binding
Source: RefSeq, a predicted model, not a curated record